This is a messenger RNA of Tremella mesenterica DSM 1558, 2415 nucleotides long. RefSeq lists its product as uncharacterized. NCBI's taxonomy places the organism in Eukaryota, Fungi, Basidiomycota, Tremellomycetes, Tremellales, Tremellaceae. The coding region runs from base 1 to 2415 and encodes 804 amino acids. The record is from RefSeq and is a predicted model, not a curated record. The transcript has 9 exons.
AUGGUAGCUGACGGUCCAUCAAGAUUCAAAUCUCGUUUCUCUUUACUUUCCCUCUUACCUACUCGUCAUCCUCCCAUCGUAAUAUCAAACCCUCAACCUAUACCAUCAUUACCAACCCAACAUAUUCAUCAACCGAGGGAUAUCAAACAAGUCAAACAUUCCCGACCUGCUUUAGCUCCUGCUCCCAUUUCUCCCGUUCGAUCCGCCAGAGCUUUCCCCUAUCCUUUUACUCCACCACGAAGAAUAGGAUCGCCAGGUUCUAGUUACACCAAUUCUCCUGGAGGAAGAAGGGGGUCACCACGUAGACCUCCACCUUUAGAUUUAGAUAAAGUGAGAAAGGCUUAUCCACCUAAAGAUGAUGUUUUAGCUUCAGCUACAACUCAACAUGAUCCUUCUAUCUUUCCCUCUCAAACUCGACCAAAGACUCCUCCCCCUCCCCCUCCUCAUGCUCCCAGUCCCCCAAUACUACCAGAAUACAAUGUACCGAAGAAAGUCACAAGAGGGGAGAGAUCGAAAAGAGAAGAAAGAAGUAAUGUGGAAGAUCCAUUCGAAAUUGUGCAAAUUGAACCUGGACAUAAAUAUUCUUCAUGGCAAAGAGGGAAAAUAGAUAUAAAACCUGGUCAAAUCAUCCCUCGAUCUUUAAUGCCACCCAGUUCGAAUUACUUUACAGAACCUGAUCCGGUACCAGAAGACACAUACGAUUCCGUUCUUGCCGACGUAUUACUCACACCGACUUAUCUACGUCCUUCUCCUAAUUCGAACUGUCAAACACAAUGGUCUCCCGCUUCAUCACCUUCAUCUCGACAAAAACGAAAGACUUUAUUGGGAAAAGUCGGUCAGGUAGUCAGUACCGCAGCACGUAAAUCUGCCUUCGUCCCAAAAGGUAUCUUAAAACAUGGGGGUAUGAACACAGACCCAGCUGAAAGGUCAUUGAAGGAAUUGAAGGAGAGAGAAGCUAGAGAGAUGGAUAGGUAUAGAUUGGCACAGCAUAAGGCAGGUGUGGAUAUAGGAAGAAGUUAUAGUACUUCUUUAUCACCCGUGUUGGAUAUGAGAGCUGAAGGCUUGAGACGUAGUCCGGGGUAUGUUGGUCAUCGAGAACAACAAGUUGGGAUAGAGCAUUUCGAAGUGGAUGGGAAAAAAUCAAAUGGUUGGGGACAUGGUGGUAAGGAUGAUUUGGAAAAGGUCAAGAGGAAACAAAAGAUUUGGAAGUACUCGAUCGUACUCAUCAUUCUCGCCCUUGCAGCACUCAUCAUCGGCCUCUGCACAUCUCUCCUGACCCGUUCGUCGGGUUCAUCAACCACUUCAUCCACAUCAUCCAAUUCUACAUCUUCAUCCUCCUCCUUGUCAUCUUCACAGUCGACUACUGCAUCACCACCCACUUCGACUUCUACUUCCCAAACACUCACCACUUGCCUCCAACAAUUCUCCUCUUCCGCACCUACCUCCCCUCUGUCAUAUUCUUGUUCAGAUUGUGUCCCUCUCCUCUCUUCGGCUCAGAACGAUUUUACCGUUCCUUUGGUCGGUGGUAAUUCCACCGGUGUCGGUGCGGCAUUGCAAUUCUGCGCUUUGUUAGAUGUCUACAGGGGAACGCAAGAUGUAGCAGGUUUGAAAACAGGAGGUUGGGCUGGGAACGCGAGUCCGUGCGAUGGCUGGACUGGGGUUACAUGUGAUUCAAGAGGAAGAAUCACGGAACUGACUCUGAAAUAUCCCAACGUCCCGACCACCUUACCGGAUUCUCUGAUCAACAUUAUUUCACUUCAAACGUUACACCUUACGGGAAAUUCAUCCAUCCCUUCCGGUCCCUUUCCCAACGCUCUGACGAAACUGUCCAAUCUCACAGUGAUCGACAUAGAAUAUACCGCUUUGACCGGACCACUGUCGAAUGACGCAUUCGAGAGUGCAUCUAAGUUGCAAGCUCUGUUUUUGGUGUACAACGCACAACUUGGGACCACGUUACCAAAUUUGGUAAAUUCUAAAAGUCUGACUACCUUAGCUGUGACGGGUCAAAGAUUGACCAAUAUCUCCGUCGAUCAAUUACCUUCAUCUUUGACAUACUUGGAUCUAUCUUUCAAUUCACUCAGUGGUCAAACACCUUCUUUCUCACAAUUGACUUCUUUACAAACUCUUUUACUAGAAAAUGAUUCUUUCACUUCUCCACCGACAUCCCUUCCAUCCACUUUAUCGACACUAUCCCUCACUUCCAAUCCUGCGUUAUCAGGUUCACUACCAGCCAGUGUAUGUUCCAGUACCACUCUGACCAGUUGUGAUCUUCGUAGCACUUUACUUUCCGCCCCGAGCAAUACGACCACGACUAUUACGAACAAUUCGACCAGCUCAAAAACCCAAACACCCGAAGAUUGUACCCGUACACACACACGUCAAGCAGCGCGCUACUAUGGGAAAGGAGAAAAAUAA